Molecule: messenger RNA, 7479 nt
Organism: Lytechinus pictus (painted urchin)
Lineage: Eukaryota; Metazoa; Echinodermata; Echinoidea; Temnopleuroida; Toxopneustidae
Product: band 7 protein AGAP004871-like
Exons: 1
Coding region: 655-1551 (298 amino acids)
Cellular component (GO): plasma membrane
Source: RefSeq, a predicted model, not a curated record
GUCCUUUAUAUUAGCGUAACAAUAAUAAUGAUGAAAUAUGCAUACAUGAAAAUAAUUAAUGAUCCCAUCAGUAUCAAAUUUUUUCCCCCUACAAAUAUAAUGGAACGGUCAUUUUCAGUGAACGCUAUCUACAUGCACGACGAAUGGUAUGGAUGAGGAAAUUUAUGCAUAAAGCUCACCAGCUCAGCUAGCUCGCUGGCCUGGCGUAUAAAACGUUCCACAGUCAUUCAAAGAAAAGCCUCUGACUGGUUUGACGGUUCGACCUCAUCAUUUUAGCAUCUCAUAUCGCCUCAGUUUGAGAUAAUAAAUAUACACACAGUUUGUGUCUCGGGAAUAUACAUUAUCUAAAAAAAAAUUGGAUCUAUAAUCUGAAUUGUUAGAUUUGAAGACGAUCGACGGCAUCUCAAAAGGAAAUGUGGAUGGAUGUUGGCCCAAUCCGUUGUGCACUGAUAUGAGUGGCAUCCAUUACGUCAUUAUACGCCCCUUGUACUGUGUGUGUGGUGGAUUGAGCGCGGGAGGAGAGUUGUUAUUGAUGUUAUCCGUGCAAUCAAUCAUUCAUACCCGCUUGCGUAGACUGUCGAGCUAAUCAGACGCUCUUUAAGGAUUCUUCAUCAUAUCUGAUACUGGUUCCGUUGAACUAUUGCACAUUCAUUAAUGAGCAACAAUAGACAGAAGAACGACUUGGAAGUUGGGUUGAUGAUGGCGGACACAGGUAAUGCUAACCAUCGGGCCAAUAACGACGGCCAGGUGGAAGUCAUUGGUGCAAACGCUUCAGAGGAAGGUAUGGGCUGCUGUGGAUUUCUGCUCACCAUUCUCUCUUGGCUCAUAGUCAUAUGCACCUUGCCUUUUUCACUCUUCAUCUGCAUAAAAGUGGUCCAGGAGUAUGAGAGAGCUGUCAUUUUCAGGCUUGGGCGCCUCUUGUCCGGUGGUGCCAAAGGCCCGGGUCUAUUCUUCAUCCUGCCCUGCAUCGAGGAUUACACCAAAGUCGACCUCCGGACCAUCUCCUUUGACGUCCCCCCUCAGGAGAUCCUCACCAAGGAUUCUUUGACCAUUUCUGUGGAUGCGGUGGUGUUCUUCCGCGUCCAGAAUGCAACCAUCAGCAUCGCCAAUGUGGAAGAUGCCAACAAGUCUACCAGGCUUCUGGCUCAGACGACCCUCCGGAAUGUCCUGGGCACCAAGAACCUGGCAGAGAUCCUGUCCGACCGGGAGGGUAUCAGCCAGUACAUGCAGUCCAACCUUGAUGAGGACACCGAUCCUUGGGGAAUUAAAGUGGAACGAGUAGAGAUCAAGGAUGUCCGUCUGCCUGUCCAGCUCCAGAGAGCCAUGGCUGCGGAGGCCGAAGCCUCCAGGGAGGCUAGGGCAAAGGUCAUUGCUGCAGAGGGAGAGCAGAAUGCUUCCAGGGCUCUCAAGGAAGCUGCUGACACCCUGGCCGAAUCUCCUGCAGCUUUGCAGCUAAGAUAUCUUCAAACCCUCAACACAAUCUCUGCAGAGAAGAACUCUACUAUCAUCUUCCCACUCCCGAUUGAUCUCCUCAACAGCUGGGUGAAAUAGCCGUGAAUUCCUUAUUAUCCAGGAAUCUUGUGAGCAUCUGUGACUAUCAUUUUCUGGUACCUUUACUUUUGUAAAUAGACCCAAUCGUUUACGAUUCCUUCGAAACCUUUUAAAAAUGACUUGAGAAAAAUAAUGGAGGAGCAGCCACAAGUAAAUUAUUUCAAUACAAUCUUUCACUCCAACCUUAAUAAUUUUUGAUAAAUUCUCCUUUAUAAUAUAUAUUUUCUUUGAAGUAUUUCAAAAGUCUUUCUUUUCCUUUUCCUGUUUUUUUUAAACAUGACGGCCUUGCAAUUUGAUAGUUCAUUAAAUGAUUUAACCCUCUCUUUCCUUCUAAUUGCCUCAACUAAAUCCAUUCUCGUGUAAGCUUGUAUACGCCAUGCAUAGUGCUUCAGGUGUUCAUCAAUAUAUACAUAUCAUUGUUAAAACAGAAAUAUGAUUAUGUUAUCUUUAAUCUCUAGAAAUGAUUUUUAUACCUGUAUUGGUCAUGCACUUCUUCGUGUUUAACGACGUAUACACAUUUAUUUUCUGUGUAAUUGAUAAAUUGUUCUGCAUGUAUAAGCCAAGAACAUUUUGAAAUAAAAUAUUUUGCCUCUUCAUGAAAGCGCUUCUCAUAUUCUUCACUUAGCUGACGCCUUUGUCUAAUAAACGAUUAUCCAAACAUAUCCGGGCACAUUAUUUUAUACGAAAACUUGAAGGAUUGAAAGAAUGUAACUUUUCUACGCUGUAAAUGCAUUUCAUUACAAAAGUAUGUUGCUAUAUGGAUACUGAAUGUUCAUUAUUGUGAACUCAGUGACGAAAUGUUCAGUUAUUCAUCUUUAUAUCAAAAGUAUGAAAUAUAUUCUCUUCACUGUACAUUAACAUUUGCACAGAAAUUAUUAAAGUUAAGUAUUUAGCAUGUUCAUGUACAAUUUUUCAAAAAAAUAUAUAUUUCACAUUCAGAGUGAGACAAUAAUGAUAAUUUUGCACGCAUGCAUGCUCUCGUUAUCAUCCUUUUACAAAAGGGGGAAGCAGCCCCAUCUGAUAUGCCAAAGUUUUCGGAACGAGUUGGUAGCUUUUUACCCACCCUAGCUCGCCUUGGACGGCGAAAUACUCGGGGGGGGGGGGGCACUCGGAUUUGGAAAGGGAAGGGCCGCAUAUACCACUCCUGCCAUUAUACAUGAGUGUCCCCACCCCGGGCGGGGAAGGGGCUUAAGUUAACCCACUCCCUGCUUUAUAGAAAUAUACUGUAUAGUGUAUAUGUAUAUAUAAAAAUAUGUUCUGUUAUAUUUCAUUGUAUUGUAUGUUUUAAAGAUGACAUUUCCAUUUAUUUCAUUAAAUUUCUUGCCGAUUUAGAUUUACGUGUUAAAUCUAUGCAAAAAAAAAGAAAAUAAUUAGACUCACUAGUUUGACAUUUCAUUUUUAUCACUCGCCUGGCUCGCCCGCAAGAUAUAAGGAUUAAGGCAUGCACCAAGACUUGGCCGUUACCGAUUUUUUUGUGUCAUUAUAAACCACUGGUCAUAACACACUUUAUAGUGUAGUUACAGUGAACCAAAAUAAAUUUAUUUCUUACAGAAUGUAUAAGUUGAGUAAAAAGUAUGAUUUAUACGUAGAUAGUAAAAAAAAAAAAAAUUAUAUCUGGACAGUUUGUUUUCUCCGGACAAGACUGUAAUCUCGAGAACUUGCGGUCAGUAUUUCACUAUUCGAUUGAAAAUUAUAUUAGACAAUAGUACAAUGGACAUUAGUAGUCAUAAUUAUGUUUGCUAUUUAAUGCAUAACUGUUGAGAAAGUCCGGAGGAAUAGAUGAUGCAUGUUUUAUACAUGUAUCUGCUUCGGUGUCCGGACAUCCUACCUACUUUAUACAGAUUGUUUUACUCGCCAAGUUUGGCUAGUUUCCAUGAAAUUUCACAUUUGUAUAAAUCAACUAUUUUUAGAGAAUUGGAUAUAGAUUCGAAUGACUUAAAACAUAAUUAUGAGGAGAUAUAAAAAGUACAUGAUUAUCCGAUUUGAUAGAAUUUGUAUAUACGUAAAAUUGUUUGUAAUGUAAUGUGUCAAUUUUCGCAUUUAUAAUGUUUAUUGAAGAUGUGAUAUUUUGGUUACCUUGUACGUGUACUUUUAGUGUUUACCAAGUUAAAUUUGCUAUUUUGAUUAUAUUUAUGUCAUAUACACUCGUAAAAGUAAUUGCUUAUAAGAACUAAUGCGUUGGUGAAUGACGUGCCCGACCACAAAAUGGUAAAAAAAAUUGGUGAAUAUAUUCUAAAAUUUUGAUUUAUUUUGACCACUAAUUUUGGCGAGACUCAUUCACCGGCGUAUUGGUUGGAUUAAGCACGAAUGUGAACUAAAUUGGGUAUUGACUUUUCUGUAUGGUUUUAUGUAAACAUUUGAAUGGAUGUUUCGACAUGUUCGUAGUAAUUUUGUUUGAAUGUAGGCCUGAAGGGCGCAUAAUUUCAAGUGACUAACGGUCGAUGAAUUAAAUUCAAACCUUGUAUAUAUUAUAUUCCAAUAAUAUUAAUCAUAUCUCUUCCUAAUAUUUAUUGGACUGGAUUUAAAAGCACUCUAUCAGAGGCAGCGGAAAGGAAGGGGGGUAGGUUGAAGUCCCCCACCCCCUUUCGGUUCUGCGACAUAUUGUAUUUAUAAAGAAUGACGUGACCAACUUUUUAGGGGGGAAUUUACGGUAGACCUAAUUUAUUUUCUUUUUGCCUUUUUUACAAGGUGUUCUCUUCUAUAGGCCUAUAUAAUUUUUACAACCCUGUGCACAUUUCAUUUAGAAUACUAAGGUUGGGUGAUGGAGACAAAAAUAAUGACAAUCACUAAGAUAAGAAUAGCCAAACAUCAUUAAUAGGCAAUCUUUUAAUACAAAGAAAAUAACAAGUAAAAUUUUAUUGCACACUUUAUAUUAUUGUAUAAUCGUGAUUUUUUUUUAUUCAAGAUAAAACUCAUGUUGACAAAUAUACCUGGUCCAUUGUUCUAUUCUGAACGCAUGGCAGGUCAAUCACAAACCUGCAAUUUAUUAAUAUUUAAAGGGAAGUUCACCCUGACGAAAAGUACGUUACUUGUAAAAAUACCAGAAAGCCCAACAUAUUGGUGAGGUUUUGAGGGAAGUUAUUUGAAUUUCAAGAGUCUGAUUUGUGACGUCAUACACGAGCAGCUGCCCAUUAUGUUAUGUAAUAAAAUGCAUAAAUUUCAUUUUUUCAAUGGUCCUUGAUGGCUAAAAAAAAUCUUAACAUUCAAAUACAGUUGGAAUGGCAAUUUUGGAAUGAAGUCAAGAGAGGUUGUACCCAUACAAUUGAGACAAAAAGCCAGUAUAGGCCUAGAGAUAUUUCAUGUUUCGUCAAGUAUCAAUCAUCAACUUUUCUGCUUUAUACAUGUCCAUUAAUAGGAAUCAGAAACCACUACAUCUUAAGUAGAUGUUGACACAUUAAACAGACGUGUAUUAUACACGAGUAAAAACAUGCACGGUAAAACACUGUUUUUAAUUUUUUAUCCAACGCUUUUUACUAUAUGAACCUUACAGUAGUUGUUUAAACGGUUUAAACAAGCGUUUAAAAAUCUUGAACAACAAAGUUUAUGUUUUUAUAUCCAUUUCUUAAUUAAGCAUGCAUGGUUGUUUGAAUUGUUAACUACUGUAUGGUUCAUAUAGUUAAGAGCAUUGUAUAACAUUUCAAACAGCGUUUAUUUUUCUCUGUGAAGCGAUUGAGUAAAUAUGAGAAAUGCAUAAUGUGUAAAAUGAUUUUGUUUUUGGCAAAUAUGGCACGAUGCUACUCAACAAACAUUAUGGCCCGUAUUCUGAAGUCGGGUUUAACUUACAUUCAGGUUUAAAGUUGUGGUUUAAGUAUGGAUAUAGCCAAUUCUUACAUAAAUCACUAAUAGUAGAGAUUUUAUAUUUCAUCUCAUUUGGCUCUCAAAUCAUUCAUGAUUGUCUAGAAAUUAUAAAUAGAUGAUUGUCUUCACCAUCGAAGAAUCAGGAAAGCGCACAGUAAAUAUGAGAAACAUACAACUUAUUAAAAAUUUUGACACUUUUGGCUUCCCAUAAUUCUAGCACAGAGUUAGACCAUGGUCUUAGUUAAACCUGACUUCAGAAUACGGGCCUAUAACGGUACCUUCAUUAGGUCGACAUGAUACGAUUUUACUCAACCAACCCUAUCGAAAAAAUAACACAGUGCCCCACAGUGUGUGCCACAGUUUGUUCACAGUGUGGAACACAAUGUGAAAUCACCUUCACACUGUUCGGCAGUGUGAAUUACAAAUUCACAUAGUAGACUAUGUUAACACGCACAUUGUCGAGGUGUCCACAGUGUGAAAAUAUCUUCACACUGUGGAAUAUGAGCAUAUUUUAACAGUGUGAAUAAUAUUGUCCCCUAGUACGUCCACUAUAUGUGAACACACUGAUUGCGCUAUGUGUUCUUUUCAGCAGGGAAAAUGUAGUGCGUUAGGUGACUGUAAGAUAUUUUGAAGACUGAAUAUGUUCUUAUAUAUUAAAUAUUGUUCGUUAAAAUGAAAUGGCUCGGGACUCUGAUAGUGUUAGGCCUACUACAAAUGAAGCAAACACCUAUCUACAAACCUUGUUUUGCAUUGUCAUAAUUCAUCAACUAAAUAUCACUUUCAAUAACUCAGGUAUAUAGGGGGCCUAUAUACACGUGAUAAUUCGGAUGCAUUUUGCAUUAGGCGAUGACGCCUUUGGAAUACAGAUCUCGUAAAACAUCUGGAUAAAAUGACAUGGAUACUGUUGUUUACAUGAAAUCGGUGAAUGUGUGUAGAAUGUACGUCGCAUCGCACAACACACAGCAUCAGUUAUCAUUCCACACAAAAGGCAACUGUUCGCGAUGCGUGCUUUAUUCCCGCUGCCGCGCUGAGCUGACUAAAAUGACUUUAUCAUGGUGUAUAUACCGAGUGUGUUGAAGGAAAGCCAGUAUGAUACGAAUGACCAUUGUAAAUCCUGGAGUAGUAAACGAUGCAUUUCUGAGUAUUAACACUCGUCUAUUUAACGAAGACAAUACAUACACCCUAAAUUUCAAGGUUUGAAAAAAAUUAAUCCAGAUUGGCUGUGAAUAUAAGCCAGUCGAAAAUGUGAUUGAUUUUAAAUCCUAUGGAUACACUUCUAAAUCUCAAAAGACUUUGAAUUCAAUCUUUUAUCUUUACAUACAAAUCCUCAAGGACUUAUCUAAAUAUAAUUUUCAGCCUCACUAUUUACAGCCGAUCUGAAUGCAUUAAAAAUCAUUGAAAUUAAGAGUUUAUAGUCCUCAUUGAAUUAUGUACAAACAAACAUUGUCAGGACUUUUUGGUUUUGAUUAAUUAGGGGUUUUUCACAUUCUAUUAAAAGAGUAGUUCAUGCAGUAAAAAGCAUGUACUGUAUAUAUAUAUAUAUAUAUAUAUAUAACAGUCUAUUGUAUAGGCCCUAUAUUAUAAUUUCAUCCCGAAAGACCCGGUGGAAGCUACACUGUAGUGUAAGGGUGAUCAGGGGCGAUAAAUGGGAAAAUAAUUAUGAUUAUUUUAAGAAGCCGUGUACAAACCAACACGCGCAUUGCGUGAUAUAUUUUCCUUUACCAUAAUGAUCAUUCUGAAUAUAGUUGGAACUCGUGGAACCAAUAGCUUAGCACGGGAGCUUGCCUCAAACCUCUAAUCAAAGGUCAUGUCCACCCAAGAAAGAAGUGGAUUUUAACCAUUGGGAAAAUAAAACAAGCAUAACGCUCAAAAUUUCAAAGAUAUGGCACACAAAUAUAACAACCUAUAUUGUCAUUUUAUCAAUCUGUAUAUUUCAUGUCUUUUGAUCUGUAGGCCUACUCAUAUUGUGUUAAUGCUGUGCUUAAAUGUUUUUUUCUGUAGGCCAUACGCUAAAUGUAACGUAUUAUAUAUCUAAUUUAUUUUUAGGAAUUAUUGUUUAUCUUGUUUAUACUGGAUCUCAAAUAAUUUCUCAGUAAAUGCGUCUGUUUUACAUGAUGGGAAACGUAAUAA